Amphibalanus amphitrite is the source of this 3051-nucleotide messenger RNA. RefSeq names its product lachesin-like. The transcript is spliced from 9 exons. NCBI's taxonomy places the organism in Eukaryota, Metazoa, Arthropoda, Thecostraca, Balanomorpha, Balanidae. Bases 236 to 1642 code for a protein of 468 amino acids. The record is from RefSeq and is a predicted model, not a curated record. Gene Ontology annotation, cellular component: neuron projection.
GACGGCUGCGGCCGCUGUGCGGCACACACAGCUCACCAGACGACCGGAUACCGCGGCGGGACGGCGGGCGACGGACGCAGCAGCGCCGGGGCCGACGACAUCCCCAGGACACACAGGGCGGCCGAGGUCACCCCGCCGGGGCCGGCGACACCCCAGGAUACUCAGCAGCUGAGGUCACCCCAAGUCAAUCUCCAGGGAUCCAGCAGCAGGACCGCCAACACAAAGACUGGGAAAGAUGAACGGCACAUCGACUCCUGUGGCGCUUCUAGCGGCACUGGCUGCUCUCUUCAGUCUUCUAACUGCAGUGCACGCCGUGCGGCCAAUGUUUGUGGAGUCACUGAAGAACCUCACGGUGCCCAUCGGCCGAGACGCCACCUUCACCUGCGUGGUCCGCCACCUCGGAGGAUAUCGCGUCGGGUGGGUGAAGGCGGAUUCCAAGGCGAUUCAGGCGAUUCACACGCACGUCAUCACACAUAACCCGCGUGUGCGGGUGUCUCACCGGGACCAGACCACGUGGAACCUGCACAUCAACCAGGUGCAGGAGGAGGACCGGGGCACCUACAUGUGCCAGAUCAACUACGACCCCAUGAUGAGUCAGUACGGCGUGCUCGAGGUGGUGGUACCCCCGGACAUCAUCAGCGACCAGUCGUCGGGCGACCUGACGAUCCCCGAGGGCGGCAGCGGCGAGCUGCGAUGUAAGGCGCGCGGCUACCCGACUCCGGUCAUCACCUGGCGCCGGGAGGACGGUCGACCGAUCGCCGUGUCCCGUCGGCAGCCGAGCGGCGGCGACUGGCAGAACGGCGGCGGCUGGAGAGACGUGGACGGCGUGCUCCGACAGGACGGAGCCCGCGAGCCACCGUACGAAGCCACAGAGUACCGGGGCGAGGUGCUGCCGCUGGACAAGGUGCGACGCUCCGAUACUGGCUACUACCUCUGUAUCGCCAGCAACGGCCUGCCGCCCAGCGUCUCCAAGAAGAUCAAACUCGAGGUGCACUUCCACCCGGUGGUGCAGGUGCCCACCCAGCUGAUCGGCGUGCCCCUGUGGACUGAUGUCACCCUGCGCUGUCACGUGGAGGCACUGCCCAAGUCCAUCAACUACUGGAACAAAGAGCCUGGAGGUCCGAUUCUGAUCGCCAACGACCGUCUGAACAUCACUGAGGAGCGCGACACCGAGUACUCGCUGUGGAUGACGCUCACCAUCCACACGUUCGACCUGUCCGACGCCGGCGACUACGUGUGCACGGCCAAAAACUCCAUCGGCGAGGUGCAGAGCACCAUACAGGUGUAUGCAGAGAUCCGGCCGAGGGAGCCGGGUACACCGGCGGCUGAGGUGGACACAGAGCUCACCUACCAGACGCCCGGCGAGGAGCAGGCGCCGCCGCGGACCGGCCUGGAGCGGGACCAGAGCCGCGGAGCGCGGAGAGACCCGCCGUUCUCGGCCGGAGAGGAGGGAGGUCGGCGUCGGACGGCCGGCGGCCGGCAGCGUCAGCCCAGCCGGGAGACAGGGAGCGAGCCUGGAGCCGGCGCGGAGCCGGUCAGCUCCGGAGCGGCUGCCGCCGGACCCUGGCUGCUGCUGAUGGUCACAGCACUCCUGUCCUCCAGUCUGCUGAGACCGAGCGUCCCCGACCGCCGGCACUGGUGAGGGUUCGUCAUGGGGGCACGGCGACCUCGGCAGGGUCAGAGGUCAGAGUGUGACCUCACGAAGGCCAGUGAGGAGCGACAGUGAACACACGGGUAUCGUGCUGGGGACGGGAUGUUAUACAUGUGAUACAGCAGAGCCGAAGACCGAAUGAGUGGCGAUGCAGCUGACUCGUUGGACUGUCGUUGAACACAGGACAGAGGCUAGUCACCAGUAGUCGGUAGACCCAGGCAGAACGGUAGGAUGGUGUGCUCACUGGUAAAAACGGAGAAGACGGUAACUAGAACUAUGGUGUGCGUUGAGAAUAUGCUGAGAGAAACGACAUGGAACUGAUGGAGCGCGAUAAUGAUCGUCAAUGCUUAAUAUUGCAUUAAGCUCGAUCAGGGGUCACUGUUGGUCAAUAGACAAGUUCAGCCGACACAGCAGUCAGGACGUUGAGCCGAGCAUGGGACAGCCGGACUCGCCAUGAACAGGUUUGCUGACGGACCUUAGUCAUAGGUUGGCGGUCGACGGACAAGUGCCGGGCCUGCCUCACCGACUGUCGCGGUGUGAGGCAGAUCACGCUAGGUCGGGUUAGGUCGGGUCGGGUCAGGUCGGGUGGACCAGCCGCUCCAUAACGGUUACAUGUCCGCGGCGGUCACCACCAUUCACAAAAGACAGAUACCCCGUACCCGGUCCGAGUUUUGCUUCAGAAGCAACCCGCUCUUCAAGAUCCAAAACCGUCUUGUUUAACAACGACGUUUAUUCCUAUACGAAUUACAAACCAACUAGUCACCAGUUUUAAAUAUCCUCAAUCUGCCCUCUAAUUGCUGAGCCUUGACUUUCCCUUUGGAUAGCGAUAGGUGACCUGUCCUCGCUUGGCGUCGCGAAUCGUACACAUGAAAUGUGCGUGAGUGCUUCCUCACGAGCGAAUGAUCGUGCCAUACGUAUGAGGGUGUGCAGGUGUGUGCGCACUUCGGAGAGAACUUUAACUUCCAUCAUGCAGCAAAUCCCUAUAGGAUGACACGAGCGGGACUUCAAUCGCUCUUCGUAGAAAGGGAGCAUGCCACAGACCAUCCUUAUCUGAAAAUAUCUACGCACGGUGUCGUUAAUGUACAUUGUUAUCCAUGCUUGUUCGUGUGAUGUUGGCCGGUUGGGUUCCUGGAACCAUGAACUCCGGAUGGUGUGGCAGAACGGAAUCCUUGAGCCGUUGCUCGGCAUCAAUUGUAUAAGAGUUUGGGGAAUAAGACCAUCUCAUACCGUAGCGUGACUACGGAGACUCGCGGGCAUAUGUAACCAAAUUGUUGCGGAAGAGAGGGCCAGGUUAGAUGUGACCAAUAAAAGUUUACCAUACGUUACUGAUUAUCACAUGCAUGCCGCUGUGUUUGUCCUGUUGUAAGCUUUCACAGCUUCAAUACAAUGAAUUAAUGUGA